AUGUCGGCAAGGAGAAGUUUCACGUUGGAACAGCCGGACUCGAGGCCAACCAAACAUCCAAGGCCGGAAUUCGCAUUGAGCGGUGGAACUACAUUAGAAAGAGUACUUGUUAAGAAGCAGCUGUCGCCUUUGGGCUGCUAUCUAGAGUCAAGCAUUCAAAUCCCUUCAGGCACAUGGAUUCUUCGAGAAGUGGGAAAGGUUACAGAUUCACCCAACAUGCAUACAGUUCAGCUGAGUGAGUCGAAGCAUCUUGAUUGCUCCGGGAACAUCCGAUUUACCAGUCACUCGUGCGACCCAAAUUGCAGGAUUCUGAUAGAUAGCCAUAAUUCGGAGAUCAUCCUGAUUGCCAUCAAGGACAUAGAGCCAUCUGAAUGCUUGUCUUUCGACUACGAGACUACGGAAUGGGUAAUCUCUUUCGGUUCGAUGGCUGAGUUUUGA
Messenger RNA from Guillardia theta CCMP2712, 438 nucleotides. RefSeq lists its product as hypothetical. Bases 1 to 438 code for a protein of 145 amino acids. Lineage: Eukaryota; Cryptophyceae; Pyrenomonadales; Geminigeraceae. The transcript has 2 exons. The record is from RefSeq and is a predicted model, not a curated record. Gene Ontology annotation, molecular function: protein binding.